Messenger RNA from Scheffersomyces coipomensis, 321 nucleotides. RefSeq lists its product as uncharacterized. The coding region runs from base 1 to 321 and encodes 106 amino acids. The record is from RefSeq and is a predicted model, not a curated record. NCBI's taxonomy places the organism in Eukaryota, Fungi, Ascomycota, Pichiomycetes, Serinales, Debaryomycetaceae. The transcript has a single exon.
AUGAUGUCUAAUAUUUUGAAGGUAUUCUUUCCAUCAACAGGAGAAAGUUCAGAGAGUGGCAGUGGUAGAGUCUCGAGCAUACCAUCUGAAGAAGAUUGUUUACCAUGUACUACGAUUCAAUCGAUAGUAGCUUUAGGAGGAGGUGUUUAUUUCAGUUCACUGUUACCAUUUAAAGAUAGUACCACAGGAAAGAUUGAUCUAGUUAAGCAUCCAUUAUGGUGGCAAAAAUCAGUUAAGGGAGUUGGAAUCUUGGUGUUUGGAUUGGGUGCCUAUAGAGCUGGAGAAGUAAUUCAAAUGAUUUGGAAGAGAAAAUUUCAAUGA